UGUCCCGCCUUUAUCUCCUCCCUUCCCAUCCCCCCUAAUAAUCAGUUCUUUUAUCCAGACCAACAAACACACCAUAGGAGCUUUGUGGAUUCAAAGGAUUUGCUUUCGCUUCUGAAAGAGCCGCUAUUCUUUGAUGAUUGGGUAGCGGCAAACUUCAAAGCCAUAAAUCUUCCCUCUGACUGGCUGGCGGCCCAGCAAAGUCCUUAUCAAAUUCUUGGAGGUGAUCCUGAAGCGCUCAGACCGCGAGCAGGGCAAGCGAGCCGGGUACCGCAAGGGGCGCGGGCGGGGAGGGCCCCAGUACGCAGAGCGGGCGCCGGCGAGGGACUCUGGGCGGCUAUUCGUCCUCGCCUUCGGGUCUCCAUGCCUCGGCUGCGCCCUGCUCCGCAGCCAACGGCCCUCAAUCUGUAGCCAUGGCCGCCGUGGCGGUCCUCCGGAACGACUCGCUGCAGGCCUUCCUCCAGGACCGCACCCCCAGCGCCUCCCCGGACCUGGGCAAGCACUCGCCCCUGGCGCUGCUUGCCGCCACCUGUAGCCGUAUCGGCCAGCCGGGCGCCGCGGCGCCCCCGGACUUCCUGCAGGUGCCCUACGACCCCGCGCUGGGCUCGCCCUCCAGGCUCUUUCACCCGUGGACCGCCGACAUGCCGGCUCACUCGCCAGGCGCGCUGCCACCCCCACACCCCAGCCUGGGGCUGACGCCGCAGAAAACGCACCUGCAGCCGUCCUUUGGGGCGGCGCACGAGCUCCCGCUCACCCCACCUGCCGACCCCUCGUACCCCUACGAAUUCUCACCGGUCAAGAUGCUGCCCUCGAGCAUGGCGGCGCUGCCAGCCAGCUGCGCGCCUGCCUACGUGCCCUACGCGGCCCAGGCCGCGCUGCCGCCGGGCUAUUCCAAUUUGCUGCCCCCGCCGCCGCCGCCGCCGCCGCCGCCGCCGCCCACGUGCCGCCAGCUGUCCCCCAAUCCGGCCCCAGACGACCUCCCAUGGUGGAGUAUCCCGCAGGCGGGCACCGGUCCGGGAACCUCCGGGGUUCCGGGGGGCAGCCUCUCCGGCGCUUGUGCCGGGGGCGCUCACGCUCCCCGCUUUCCCGCCUCCGCGGCCGCUGCCGCCGCCGCCGCCGCCGCCGCCCUUCAGCGGGGCCUGGUGUUAGGCCCGUCGGACUUCGCGCAGUACCAGAGCCAGAUCGCGGCGCUGCUGCAGACCAAGGCCCCCCUGGCGGCCACGGCCAGGAGGUGCCGCCGCUGCCGCUGCCCCAACUGCCAGGCGGCGGGCGGCGCCCCCGAGGCAGAGCCGGGCAAGAAGAAGCAGCAUGUGUGCCACGUGCCCGGCUGCGGCAAGGUGUACGGCAAGACGUCGCACCUGAAGGCGCACCUGCGUUGGCACACGGGCGAGCGGCCCUUCGUGUGCAACUGGCUCUUCUGCGGUAAGAGUUUCACACGCUCGGACGAGCUGCAGCGGCACCUGCGGACUCACACCGGCGAGAAGCGCUUCUCCUGCCCAGAGUGCGGCAAGCGCUUCAUGCGCAGCGACCAUCUCGCCAAGCACGUCAAGACGCACCAGAAUAAGAAGCUCAAAGUUGCUGAGGCUGGGGUCAAGCGGGAGGACGCUCGGGACCUGUGAGCCCGCCCACGGGACGCUCGAGGCUUGUGCAGCCUCGGACUCUCUUCCCAGCGCCUCUUCGGGGAGAUUCCAGAGGCCUAUGGGCAGCUGGCCUGCGGGGAGACCCAACACAGGCACUUGCCCCCUACCUGCUGCCCGCCACCCACCCCACCCCUAAAGUGACACCAGGCUCCCAGCUUCCCUGGCAUGGCCCGCGGACAGGGACCCUGUGGCCAGGAGGAGCAGGGGAGGUAGGGUUGAGAGCUCUGCGUAACACAAGGGUGGUUUCAAGCUCUGAACCAUUCUUACCAUCUGUGAGACCUACAUACAGUUUUGGGGGACCACCCUGAGCUGACCUUGUAUAUAGGAAACGCUGCUGAAUUAAAGCGGAAAGACCUUGGAAGAGUUGAAAUAGUGCUGGGUGUUUUGCUAAGACGGGGCCGGGCUUUGUACAGGUUAUUUAAUAGCUUUGUUUAAAAAUAAUUAUAAUAUUAAUAAAAAUGUUCCUUUUGUCCUCAGCUCCUUGCAGAGCUACCGCAUGAAAUGUCUCUGUAAAACAAUCAGCAGUUGCAGCGAGAAAAUAAAUACGUUAAC
Molecule: messenger RNA, 2189 nt
Organism: Hipposideros armiger (great roundleaf bat)
Lineage: Eukaryota; Metazoa; Chordata; Mammalia; Chiroptera; Hipposideridae
Gene: SP5
Product: Sp5 transcription factor
Exons: 2
Coding region: 411-1616 (401 amino acids)
Biological process (GO): regulation of transcription by RNA polymerase II
Molecular function (GO): RNA polymerase II cis-regulatory region sequence-specific DNA binding; DNA-binding transcription factor activity, RNA polymerase II-specific
Source: RefSeq, a predicted model, not a curated record